CGACCACAAACCGUGAUUGUGGAAAUAUAUUUCCAAGUUUGCCAAGCUAAACUAAAUCCUUCUUUGCACCUUUGUGGCGGGAAGCACAGCCCAGUGCUUACGCACAAAGAGAAGAAAAUCCCUAAUCCCCAGUUCUCAAAGACAAUUCCCAAACAAAAGUCGAUAUUCUGGUUAAGAUUUCCCGGGAGAAAGAAAGAAACUGAAAAAAAGUAAUAAAACAAAAAAAUCAUCGAAGCGGUGCUCUCUGCACAAUGUACCGGCUUGCCACUAGAAACGUCGUCGUUUCGUUUCCUCGAUGGUGUUCUCUCGCUCUCUUGCGUCGUUCUCCUGCUCGUAGUUUCGGCGCAUUCAGACCUUCUCUGACGCUUCCGUAACAUCUCCCUCUCCCCCCUUCUCUCUCUGUGUUUAUUUUAAUGCGUGAUAGUCUCUUCUGCGUUCUUCAUUUUUUUCCUCGAGGAAUUAUUUAUGGCAAGCUUGGGGAGAGAGUAUGUUUAGUUUCAUGUGGUUGAGGAUAAUGUUAACUCUCAUGCAUCCCUUGGAAAAUAUUUUUGGUUGAUGUAAUAGAUGUGCAUAAUAAAUGGGGGUUUUGGUCUUUGUGUAUUUCAUGUGUGCCAAGCGCUUUAAAAUGGUAAUUUGUUUCAAAAUACUUCUUGCUAGUGUUUUAGUUCUGUUAUAUGUAUCACCAAGAAUCGCUUUAUGACAACGGAAAUAGCCCAUUUAUGCACGAAUCAAAGACCAAAGACAAAAAGGUGGGGGGCAUUUAAUAUAUUCAAUUAACUACAUUACCGUGCUUGCCAUUGUUAUGACAAUAUGUGUUAUACUUUCAGCUGAAAUAUCCAAGACCAUUGGGAAAUUAAAUACUCAUGUGUAACUAAGAGUGUUUUUGUGGAAAAAAAACUGAAGCGAUGUAUUGUAUUUCCUUUUGAAUUUCCUCUUUUUUUUUUUUUUUUUGGUUUAGUUUAAUGUCUAAAUCAUGAGAUUUGUUUUUAAAGUUACCGAAGCAGGCGAUUGGAGCAGAUUUGUUGUUUCAAAAAUCACAAAGUUUUGCGGGCAAGCUCAAAAACCACCAAAAAGUCCAAAGCAUCAAAUGGUGCACUCAAUGAUAAGGAUCUUUCUCAUUUACUUUGGUGGAAGGAGGUUUGCUGAUUCAUACUUUUUUAUUAAGUUGCUUGAUAAGCCCUGCUCCUUUGAUAUGUGUGGAAUAUGAAAUUUUUGAGAACUUCAAGUAAGAACUUGUGUGAUCUGGUUUCCUUGUUGUAGAGGUUGGAGAUGUGCAGGAAGCCUUCAACUGUUCAGCUAGUAAAGAGGCUCACCUAUUCCAAUUUGCUAGGCUUGGAUGUUAAUUUGAAAAAUGGGAGGGAUCUCAAUGUAAUCUGAAUGUGUACCUUUGAAGAAUUUACAAAGCAGAUCUUGAUCAUUGGUUAUGAGAAUUCUAAAAGAAGGAACGCUGAACUGGGAGAUGUUGCAGUUCAAGUCAAGGUUUCCACGUGAAGUUUUGCUCUGCAGAGUGGGGGACUUCUAUGAAGCCAUUGGAAUAGAUGCUUGUUUUCUUGUUGAAUUUGCAGGCUUAAAUCCUUUUGGUGGCCUGCGUUCAGAUAGUAUUCCAAGAGCUGGUUGCCCUGUGAUGAACCUUCGGCAGACUCUGGAUGAUCUGACACGAAAUGGGUAUUCAGUGUGCAUAGUGGAGGAAGUUCAGGGUCCAACACAAGCUCGUACUCGUAAAAGUCGUUUUAUAUCGGGGCAUGCACAUCCAGGUAGUCCAUAUGUAUUUGGACUUGUAGGAGUCGAUCAUGAUCUUGACUUCCCAGAACCAAUGCCUGUAGUUGGAAUAUCCCGUUCUGCAAGUGGUUAUUGCAUAAAUUUAGUCCUAGAGACCAUGAAGACAUAUUCCUCUGAAGAUGGUUUGACUGAAGAGGCCAUAGUUACCAAACUUCGUACUUGUCGAUGCCACCAUUUAUUUCUGCAUACAUCUUUGCGAAACAAUUCUUCAGGCACUUGCCGUUGGGGAGAAUUUGGUGAGGGAGGCCUAUUGUGGGGAGAAUGUAGUGCGAGACAAUUUGAAUGGUUUGAGGGAAAUCCUGUCAAUGACCUUUUGCUUAAGGUAAAGGAGCUUUAUGGUCUUGAUGUUGAGGUUACAUUUAGGAAUGUCACUGUGUCUUCAGAAAAUAGGCCACAGCCUUUAACCCUAGGAACAGCAACACAAAUUGGCGCCAUACCAACUGAUGGAAUACCAUGUCUGUUGAAGGUGCUGCUUCCAUCUAAUUGCAGUGGGCUACCUGUACUGUAUAUUAGAGAUCUUCUUCUUAAUCCUCCUGCUUAUGAGAUUGCAUCUGCAAUUCAAGAAACUUGCAAACUUAUGAGCAACGUAACAUGCUCGAUUCCUGAGUUUACCUGUGUUUCAUCUGCAAAGCUUGUAAAGCUACUUGAACAAAGGGAGGCCAAUCAUAUUGAGUUUUGUAGAAUUAAAAAUGUACUUGAUGAAAUAUUGAACAUGUACAAAAAUUCUGAGCUCAAUGAAAUUCUGAAAUUGUUGAUGGAUCCGACAUGGGUGGCAACUGGGUUAAAAAUUGACUUUGAGACAUUGGUUUCUGAGUGUGAAGGGGCUUCAUAUAGAAUUGGUGAAAUGAUCUCUCUGGAUGGCGAAAGUGAUCAAAAAAUGAGUUCCUCUUCCGUCAUUCCCAGUGACUUUUUUGAGGAUAUGGAGUCUUCUUGGAAAGGUCGUGUGAAGAGGAGACAUAUAGAAGAGGAAUUUACCGAUGUGCAGAGGGCAGCUGAUGCCUUAUCUUUAGCAGUUACUGAAGAUUUCCUUCCUAUAAUUUUUAGAAUAAAGGCAACUACAGCCCCACUUGGAGGUCCAAAGGGAGAAAUUUUAUAUGCUCGAGAACAUGAAGCUGUUUGGUUCAAGGGCAAACGUUUUGCACCAUCAGUAUGGGCCGGGACUCCUGGUGAAGAACAAAUUAAAAGGCUUAAACCUGCUUCAGAUUCAAGAGGUCGAAAGGUUGGAGAGGAAUGGUUUACCACAAUGAAGGUGGAGGAUGCUUUAACUAGGUACCAUGAGGCAGGUGCCAAGGCAAAAGUAAAGGUCUUGGAAUUAUUGAGGGGACUUUCUUCUGAAUUACAAUCUAAAAUCAAUAUCCUUGUCUUUGCUUCCAUGUUGCUUGUGAUUGCAAAGGCAUUAUUUGCUCAUGUGAGUGAAGGGAGAAGAAGGAAAUGGGUUUUCCCCAUUCUGGCAGGGUGCAAUAGGCUCAAGGAUGUGAAGCAAUUAAAUGGAGCAUAUGGGAUGAAAAUAAUCGGUCUAUCUCCCUAUUGGUUUAAUGUAGCAGAAGGCAGUGCUGUACAUAAUACAGUUGAUAUGCAAUCAUUGUUUCUUUUGACAGGACCAAAUGGGGGUGGUAAAUCAAGUUUGCUUCGAUCAAUUUGUGCUGCUGCAUUACUUGGAAUAUGUGGAUUUAUGGUGCCUGCACAUUCGGCCUUGAUUCCUCAAUUUGACUCGAUCAUGCUUCACAUGAAAUCUUAUGAUAGUCCUGCCGAUGGUAAAAGUUCAUUUCAGGUAGAAAUGUCAGAAAUUCAGUCCAUUAUUGCUGGAACAACUAAAAGAAGCCUGGUGCUUAUAGAUGAAAUUUGCCGAGGAACAGAAACAGCAAAGGGGACUUGUAUUGCCGGUAGCAUCGUUGAAACUCUAGAUAAAAUUGGCUGCCUUGGUAUUGUAUCCACUCACUUGCAUGGAAUAUUUACUUUGCCACUCAUUACCAAGAACACUGUUUACAAAGCAAUGGGAACAGUAUAUGUUGAUGGGAAAACAAAACCAACUUGGAAGUUGAUAGAAGGGAUAUGUAGAGAAAGCCUUGCGUUUGAAACAGCUAAGAAGGAAGGAAUUCCUGAAACAAUCAUCCAAAGAGCGGAAGGCCUGUACCUUUCAGUUUAUGCAAAAGUUCUUUCGGAACAAAAUGGUACAAAACCAGACUUAUGUUCUAGCACGAGUGCCAAUGGUUCUGAUGAAUUCCAUUUUCAAUCAAGUGGGACUCUUGAAGUAGCUACCUAUAAUAGUGCAGAGUUAGCAAACCCAAUGCAAGUUUUACAAAAAGAAGUUGAGAAUGCCAUCAGGGUAAUAUGUCAGGAGAAGCUUAAUGAGUUCUACAAGAAGAAAAACGUAUCAGAUCUUGCAGAGGUACAUUGUGUCCUAAUCAGUGCUAGGGAACGGCCGCCUCCAUCAACAAUAGGUGUUUCCAGUGUCUAUGUGAUGCUUAGACCGGAUAAGAAAAUAUAUGUUGGAGAGACGGAUGAUCUUGAGGGCCGAGUCCGUGCUCAUCGUUCAAAGGAAGCAAUGCAGAAUGCAUCUUUCCUUUAUUUCAUAGUCCCAGGGAAGAGUCUGGCUUGCCAACUGGAAACUCUUCUCAUCAACCAGCUUCCUAAUCAAGGGUUCCAACUAACCAAUGUGGCCGAUGGUAAGCACAGAAAUUUUGGCACAUCGAUCUCCAUAGAAAGCGUGCCCGUAUGUUCAUAAUGUGGCAGCCCUUGAUCACAUGUUGUGUAACCCAUAGCUAGUCAGUCAGAUGUAGUUGGCACUUGGCCAUGCCAUGUUAGUGUAUGCAAUUCAAAGACAGCAAGAGGAUGUGAAAUUGAUCCGGCAGUGGCUGCAGCAAUUUUGCCUUUUUGAUGUCUGUUGCUCCACUUGCAGUUCAAUGCCCUCAAUUGCAGUAAAGGGCUGAGAUUUUCUGUUAUUUGGCAUGUAAUCUUACUGCGUGUAAUGCCACAUGUAUAUAAUUUCUCCAUUUCCUUGUUC
Messenger RNA from Juglans microcarpa x Juglans regia, 4783 nucleotides. Its product is annotated as DNA mismatch repair protein MSH1, mitochondrial. The transcript has 21 exons. The coding region runs from base 1424 to 4504 and encodes 1026 amino acids. Lineage: Eukaryota; Viridiplantae; Streptophyta; Magnoliopsida; Fagales; Juglandaceae. Gene Ontology annotation, molecular function: ATP binding; ATP-dependent DNA damage sensor activity; mismatched DNA binding. Gene Ontology annotation, cellular component: nucleus. Gene Ontology annotation, biological process: mismatch repair. The record is from RefSeq and is a predicted model, not a curated record.